AUGAGGGUGACUGACCAGCUCAAAUGCUAUCAGUGCGGAGCGAUUCGUCCGUCGGACGGAAGCGCUUCUCCGAAUAACGGACACAACUGCCCAGGCUGCCUCAGCGACCUGACGGCUCUGGUUGCCAUCAACGAUCUGCCCCGCAUCAGUCGCGCCGAACAGCUGACCAGCGAAGGCGAAUCACGCUUCCGGGUUGAAGAUUACCGGGGAGCGAUUCAGAAGUUUCAGGAGGCCUUUGAGAUCUGGCCGUCGGAUCCGAUUCUGCUGCUUGAUCUGGGCAAUGCCUGUUCCAUGCAGGCCUGGAAUGAACGCAGUGAACCCCUGAUCCGACAGGGAAUUCGCUGGCUGCGGCAGGCGAUCAAGAUGUACCCCGGCUUUGACCGAGCCAAACGCAAUCUGUUUGAAUCACUUGCCACUCGUGCCGUUCUGUCCGUCUAUGCACAGACCGAACCGCCGGAUGAGGCGAAAGUCGCGGUGCACCUGAUCUGCGACAGCUGCCUGCAGCUGCUGCGAGUCCCCGCUGGAGACGGCCGACGACUGCGUCAGUUUGUCUGCCCAAAGUGCCGCACAGCCAGCACGCAGCUCAUGCAGCGCCCGGAAGCCGAACCACAGAUCCUGCGACUGUCCGAACUGCUGUCGGAAUGCUCCGCGAACGACGAUCAGCAGCGCGCACUGGGACUCGCCCUGCACAUGCAUGCGCUUGCCCGACAGCAACUGCCUCAGGAAGACACCACGUACCAGGCCGUCGCCAACAAUCUGGCGGCCGCCUUUUUCACCGCUGGUGACGGCGAACGGGCCCGCACGCUGAUGCAGGAAGUCAUUUCUAUCCAGCGUCAAACCGGCGGCGAACACAACCCGGAACUCCUGAUCCCCCUGCAGAAUCUGGCGGGCAUCUGCCGGAAAACGGGGCAACUCGACGAAGCAGUCUCCGCAUGGCGCGAGUGCCUGCGGAUUCGACGCCGAAACGGAAAUCCGGAUGACGCCACCGUGGUCACCUGGCUGUGUCAGCUGGCCGACUGUCUGGAUGCCUCCGCGCAACAGACAAAAGCCACAGCCGCGCUGGAGGAAGCACUGGCGCUUCAGCAGCAACUGUCCGGCAGCGAUCACCCCGAAUACGCAACCGUCCUGCAGCACCUGGCAAUCAACAAAAGCCGAAUGGGCAGCUACGCUGCCGCCGCAGAACUGCAGCGCAAAGUCCUGACCAUUCGGCAGGCUGUCCUGGGCGACCGUCAUCCGGACGUCAUCAGGUCGCUCACACAGCUCGCCGGCAGCAUUCAGCAGCAGGGAGACUACGCCCAGGCACGCGAGCUGCUUGAACGAGCACGCGCGCUAUGUAUUGAGUCAGCUCUGACCAGCGAUCCCGUCUACUCAAACACGCUCAACCAGCUGGGCCUGCUGCACUGUUUGAUUGGCGAUCAGGCGGCCGCAGCUCCGCUGUAUCUUGAAGCCCUCGACGUGCUGGACGAAAGCAAAGAACCGCGCGACGUCGCUUCCGUACUCAACAAUCUGGGAGAACUCUUCCGUGAAGUCGGUGACUUCGAGAAGGCUGAGCCACUGUAUCUGCGAGCGAUCCAGAUUCGACAACAGCACCAGAACGCCGCCCAUCCGGAUCUGAUUGCCAACUGGAACAACCUCGGGCUGAUGUAUUCUCACUCGGGGAGGUAUGACGAUGCCAUCGAGCGUGACCGCGCGAUCUACGGCUCGUCUCACUUUUACUACGCCAUUGAUCUGUCGAAUUGCGCCAUGGUCUGCACUGCCCUGGGACGGCCGGACGAGGCCUUUGAACUGCUGCAGGAAGCCAACCGGAUCUACGACAGUUUCACCAGUAACGUUUUUUCCAUGAGUUCCGAGGGUGAGCGGCUGCACUGCGCGCGUGAAAUCCACAUCGAAACGGAGCUGUUUCUGUCGCUUGUGCUGGAGCACUUUCCUGAGUCUCAGGCCCACGUGACGGCCGCCUUUGAACUGGUCCUGCGGCGCAAAGCCAUUGUGCUGGAAGCCGCGGCACAGCAGCGUGACUCGAUUCUGCAGGGCCGCUACCCGCAUUUGACCGAACGCCUGCAGUCACUGAGUACCCUGCGGGCUGAAAUCGCCAUGACCACGCUGGCCGGCCCCGGAGGGACACCGGCGGACGAGUAUCGUCAUCAACUGCAGCAGCUGGAAGCUCAGCGGAACCGCAUGGAAUCAGAACUGGCCCGUCAGAUUCCUGAAGUCACUCUGCAGCAGCAGCUGCGGGCAGCCGACCGCCGUGCCGUGGCAAUUCAUCUGCCAUCCGGCGGCGCCCUGAUCGAAUUCGUUCGCUUCCAGCCGUUCAACUUUCAUGACGGUUCUGAUCAGAGCGACUCAUCCGGAGAACCGCCUCACUACGUCGCCUUUGUCCUUACCGCCGACAAUGCUGACACCGUGCAACUGAUUGAUCUGGGUCGUGCCACGGAAAUCGAUCCGAUGAUUCACGACUUUCGCGAGGGCGUCGGCAGUCAGUGGCGUACCGACAACAACCGGGAUAUGCAGCGGCGCACGAAGGCAACUGAGCCUGUCGAUGCCGACCGUUCCGGGAAACUGCUGAAGUCACGGUUGUUUGAUCCGGUCGUGGAGGCACUGGGCGACUGCCGACAGAUCCUGAUCGCACCGGACGGAAACCUGGCUCGGCUGCCAUUCGAAACACUGCCUGUCUCAAACGAUGAAGUUCUCAUCGAUCAGUACCGCAUCAGCUAUCUCAGCUGCGGUCGUGAUCUCCUCCGCUUCAACACCGAAUCCUCACAGCAGUUCGGGACCACGCUGGUGGUGGCCGAUCCGGAUUUUGACCUGUCCACCGAUCAGGUCAACACGCCUGCCGACCAGGAUCCGCGCUCACAGGAACUCAGAUCCGAAGGCGGCCUCAGCGAAUUCAGUUUCCCGCGUCUGCCAGGAACGCGUCUCGAAGGAGCCAACACGUGGCUGCGAGGCGGGCAGCUGUCCGAAGAAGCAGAAGACGGAAUUCUGACAGCCGAAGAUGUCGCCGGCAUGGACCUGUCGACGACGGAGCUGGUCGUGCUGUCCGCGUGCGAUACCGGUCUCGGCGAAAUCCGAAAUGGCGAAGGAGUUUUCGGACUGCGUCGAGCCUUCGCAGCCGCCGGUGCCCGCACCCUGGUCAUGAGCCUGUGGAAGGCAUCUGAUGAACACACGCAGCAACUCAUGCAGGAUUACUACAGCAACCUGCUGGCUGAGAUUUCUAUGUUUGGUGCCAGCAGGAACAGGACGUCUGCCAAAAAGGAGCAGACCGAACAGCGAGGCGGACAGCUGCUGCAAAGCAGUCAGUUCACGGAGGCCGCGGCCGCGUUCCUGGAUGCAUGGAACAUGGACCGCACAGACGGUCAGAACCUGCUGAACUGUGGCACCGCUAUCUGGCUGGAAGUCACAGAGUACUUCAAGCUCGCCGGACUGACAGCGAUUGCCGGCUGCAAGUGCGGUCGCCCGCAAGAGUUGUUUAUCGCCUUCGCGACCAACCCCGACCGGGUUCCAGGCGGCAUUCUGGGUGACCAGGCGAGAUUCGACGAAUGCAGAAAUGAGUUUCAGAAUGCUUCCGCAGCAGGCGUCCUGCCGCGGGAGGUCAUCGACGAGGCGGCCCCCUGCGUCGAACGCAUCCCCGACUAUCAGUCAGAUUUCGAAUGGCUGACCGGCGCCACCGGCGGCUGGACAGUGCCUGAUUCCGGCAAGUUUCCAUCAGACGUUGCCCGUAAGCUGGGUCGCUUCACAAAAAAACUGGCUCAACAGGAAGCAAACGUGCUGCCGGACCUGACGCCGGCCACUUCCGCCUCCCCGGGCUCCACGUAUGUCGGAAUGUGGCAGGCCGAUGAAGACCUCCGCCCGGACGGAGAUCGCGACGAGUUCCUGCUGAUGUGCGCCACCGGCCUCAUGAAUGCCCUCGCCCAGCGCGUGAUGCCGCGUCAUCCCGAUUUUCAGAUCCUCAACAAGGAAGUCACACUCACCAGAGAAGACUGCGGGAUCGUAUUCACACUCAGCGUCCCCAGCCCGGCGUGA
Ostreobium quekettii is the source of this 4017-nucleotide messenger RNA. The record is from the annotation of a GenBank genome assembly. NCBI's taxonomy places the organism in Eukaryota, Viridiplantae, Chlorophyta, Ulvophyceae, Bryopsidales, Ostreobiaceae.